Caenorhabditis sp. 36 PRJEB53466 is the source of this 1184-nucleotide messenger RNA. The record is from the annotation of a GenBank genome assembly. Lineage: Eukaryota; Metazoa; Nematoda; Chromadorea; Rhabditida; Rhabditidae.
AUGGCGUGGAGGAGCAGAAUGGUUUCGUUGAACUGUCCUCCCGAAUAGUUUCCGAAAGCAAUCUGCAUUCCAGAUCACAAUGGAUCCGCCACCGCCGUUCGACGCGACUCCGAACGCUUUGCUCGUCAGUGCUUCGUACGAUCAAUCGAUCCGAUUGUGGAAUCUGAAUUCGGGAAAAGGCAUUGGAACGAUUCCGCACAAUGAGGGGCAGGUAAGCGAAACAUUUAAAACGAAAAGAAGGAGAAGUUGAAGGUGAAUGCGCUGAGUCUCACUUCGACUGGCAGAGAUCUCGCAGUCGGCGGAUGGCAGAGAGUUCGCAUCUACGACGUUUCGUCCGGAAAAGAUCCGAAAGCUACGAUCGAACUUCCGAAGAACGUGACUGUCGUUGGGUUCGAAGCUACCGGCAGAUGGAUGUUCACGGGCGGAGACGACGGAGUUUGCAGGAUUUGGGAGAUGAGGAACAACCAGUUGGUGGCCAAUCGGCUCCUAGCCGUGAGUCCGAUUCAGUGGAUUCCUGUAAUUUGAAAUGUCUUUUGCAGUUCACACCGUCGCAAGUGACCAGUAUUGUGCCCAACAUCAACCAGACCGAUCUUUUCAUCUCGACUAAUGCCGGUCAUGUUUAUAUCUGGGACGUCGUCAAUCACAUGUUCAUGCGGCUUCCGAUGCCGGAUAAAAUGCACAUUCUGGAGCACGUGCAGAGGCUGACCGUUCAUCCGUCUGGCAAGAAGCUGACCGGACUGACGAACAAGGGACGUCUUCUGUGUUGGGAUCUGAUGACCCGACAGGUGGAGGCCAACUCCUUCGAUAUGUUCAAAUCGCCAAUUGUGCCCGUCGAGCAGGAAACUGGCACUUACGCAUAUCUGCGCGAUGAAGACAGAGUGCAUCGGAUGCCACGUGGAUACGGACUGUCUUGUCGAUACAGUCCCGAUGGAAAAUGGAUUGUCGCGUCGGGAUCAGAUCAGGAAGUGGUAGUGAUUAAUUCGGAAACGAUGGAGCAAGUGGCUUGUCUCCGAACUGGCUGCUCCUGGAAUUGGGAUGCCAUUUUCUCGUCCGAAGGUCGGUACAUAUUCACCGGCGGCGGCGACAAUCAAGUCAAGAUCUGGGACGUGGUGAGCGGAAGCAAAGUGGCGCAAUGGGAUGGACACAUAAAACCGAUUACGGCAAUGUGCGUGAACGGACCGUGA